AUGAUCGUAUCACCUUCGAGUACUCAUUUUACUUCGAUCUCUCUCUUCUGCAUACAUAUUGGCCAAAUAUUAAAUGCUGCAUGCGGACCUUUGGUUAUGGCACCUGUUUCGCAACUCUCAUGUCUUUGGUUCGGGCCAAAUGAGAGAACACGUGCAACCACGUUAGCCAUCGUAGCCAAUGGCUUCGGUUCGACUAUUGGUUUUCUCAUUAGUCCUUGGAUUGUGAACACACCCGAACGUAUUCCUCAACUUCUUUAUAUUCAUUUUGGUCUCGCCUUGAUUCCUUGUAUACUGACACUAAUAUACUUUCCAGCACAACCACCACAAGCUCCUUCACCCACUGCUCAAUUGCUUAUUGAUGGCUCGGCAAGCGAACGAAACGUUAGUUCAUUGGGUGUUUAUAUAAAAAAUCUCAGACAAUGUUUUGCCACACCUUCAUUCCUACCUCUCUGCUCCGUUGGUGGUCUGUUAGGUGGUGCCUUUGCAGCAUGGACGAGUCUCUUUGCUAAUAUUCUAGCACCAGAGAACUUCACAGAGAGACAAUCAGGUUGGUUUGGUUUUGGUUCAACUCUGGCUGCAAUUGUCGGUGAUCUAUAA
Messenger RNA from Rotaria sordida, 597 nucleotides. Lineage: Eukaryota; Metazoa; Rotifera; Eurotatoria; Philodinida; Philodinidae. The record is from the annotation of a GenBank genome assembly.